Molecule: messenger RNA, 1840 nt
Organism: Verruconis gallopava
Lineage: Eukaryota; Fungi; Ascomycota; Dothideomycetes; Venturiales; Sympoventuriaceae
Exons: 3
Coding region: 514-1755 (413 amino acids)
Molecular function (GO): aldehyde dehydrogenase (NAD+) activity
Source: RefSeq, a predicted model, not a curated record
AGUUCUUCUAUGCUAUGUGACAACCAUUCUUAGAUGUCCGUUCUAUUGCUGGUGCUCUAGCACUGAAAGAUCCCCUGGUUGUGCGACUUUUUUGGGCAAAGCUUAUCAAUAUCAGGAUCUUGCUCUCGGAACCCAUAAGAUCUGCUUUUCCCCGCGAUGACAGCACAAACCCACCUCUUGUGGAUUGACGGCAAAGAGAUCGAAGGCCACGGCGACUUGAUUCCUAUCGAGAACCCCGCCACAGGCGAGAUCUUUGCUCAGUGCGUUGCGGUGGAAGGUCGUGGCAUUUUCAGAUAAGAAGGCUCAUAGACUCACAGCGUUCAAGCCGCAUCCGAUGGAGACGUUCAGGAUGCCAUUCAGGUAGCACACGAUGCGUUCAAAUCUGGAAGCUGGUCUCGCGCUCCACGCCAGACUCGCGCCGACACGCUGGAUCGCAUAGCCGCUCUUCUCACCGACGUCUUGCCGUCCCUUAUCCGGAUCGAGGUUCAACAGACCGGCCGUGCUAUCCGAGAGAUGAACGCCCAAGUGCCGUCCUUGGUCAAGUGGUUCAAGUACUAUGCCUCUCUGUUGCGGGUAGAGGAAAGACCGGUGCUGCCGACAACGGGCAAGCUGCACAAUUGGAUAGAGCGAAGGCCGCUUGGUGUCGUCGUUCAGAUCACGCCGUUCAACCACCCAUUGCUCAUUGCAGUCAAGAAGAUCGCCCCCGCGCUCGCGGCGGGCAAUAGUAUUGUAGUGAAGCCCAGCGAGCUCACGCCGAUCACGACGCUGAUGCUUGGAAAACUACUUCGGGAAGCGGGCGUCCCCGACGGCGUCUUCAACGUUGUCACUGGAUACGGCGCCACCGUGGGGAAAGCCCUCGUCUCUCAUCCUCUUGUCAAAAAAAUCGACGUCACAGGAGGCACGCCGGCCGGGCGAGCGAUUGGGGCGAUUGCGGGCCAGAAUCUGGCGCGCUUCACGGCGGAGCUUGGUGGAAAGGCGCCUCUGAUCGUUUUCGAGGACGCGAACGUCGAGCUUGCCGUCAACGGCAUUGCCUUCGGUUCCUUCAUCGCCAGCGGACAGACUUGUAUUGCGGCUACCAGAAUCAUAGUCCACAACAGCAUCUUGCCAUCUAUGCUGGCGAAGCUCCGAGCCAAGGCGGAGUCCAUCGUCAGACGAAUGGGAGAUCCGAUGGACGCAAACACGAGCAUGGGUCCAAUGAUCUCGGAGCGACAGCUUCAAAAGGCGGCUUCACUUGUUGAAGAGGCGAAAAUAAAGGGCGUCACAGUCGUCACCGGCGGCGAACGGAUGUCGUCAACUCGCUCCUUUGACUUCUCCAAGGGCUACUAUUACCCGCCCACGGUGCUGGCCGACUCGCCCUCGGCAAAGAUUGCAGACACAAAGCUAUGGAAGGAAGAAGCGUUUGGUCCAAUCAUCGUCAUCGUCGGCUUUGAUACAGAGGAUGAGGCGCUCGGUCUGGCAAACGACAGCGAGUUCGGACUGGGAGCAGCGAUUUGGACACAGGAUUUAAGUCGUGCAUUCAGGAUGAGCGAAGGUAUUGAAGCGGGCAUAUGUUGGGUGAACACGCAUCAUCGUAAUGACCCGAGCAGUCCGUGGGGAGGUAUUGGGAGCUCUGGCGUGGGCAGCGAAAACGGAGUCGACGCGUAUCACGCAUAUACAAGCAUGAAAAGCACCAUCAUAAACUACGCGUCGACAGAAGAGAGCCUGGCCAACGACGACUGGUUCAAAGAGGAUGGUGGGGCCGUUAGAUACGGAUGAGAGGGCGAAACGGCCGUGUGAGCUAGCGUGCGGCUUGAGCCUGGAGCUAGCCUUCAAUAUCAAGUAAUCUAUGCAGUCCCAAUUG